Messenger RNA from Salvelinus sp. IW2-2015, 1291 nucleotides. It is a transcript of the gene prxl2b, whose product is annotated as peroxiredoxin like 2B. The record is from RefSeq and is a predicted model, not a curated record. Gene Ontology annotation, molecular function: prostaglandin F synthase activity. Gene Ontology annotation, biological process: prostaglandin biosynthetic process. NCBI's taxonomy places the organism in Eukaryota, Metazoa, Chordata, Actinopteri, Salmoniformes, Salmonidae.
UCGCUUAGUACGCUCGUUGUGCAACUAGCGUGUCUGCAAYAGUCCGUUGAGUAAGUCGUUUUUASUAACGUAUAUUGUCUCUAGUCWAUUCAAUACAUUCUGUGGAAAUGGCAAAGAUUGAACUAAAGACAGCUGGAACUAACUUGUUGAAGAGUGUUUCUGGAGAGAGUGUGGAGCUCCAGUCUUUAUGGCGUGACAAGCCUGUGGUCCUGUUCUUCCUGCGCAGGUUUGGCUGCCAGGUGUGCCGCUGGACAGCUGCAGAGAUCAGUAAACUGGAACCAGACCUGACAGCCCAUGGUAUCGCCCUGGUGGGCAUUGGACCUGAGGAGACAGGCCUGAAGGAGUUUAAGGAGGGGGGAUUCUUCAAAGGAGACCUUUACAUUGACGAGAAAAAGCAAUGCUACAAGGACCUGGGCUUCAAAAGGUACACGGCUCUGAGUGUGGUUCCUGCAGCACUGGGGAAGAAAGUACGAGAGGUUACGACAAAGGCCAAAGCUCAAGGGAUCCAGGGGAACUUCACUGGGGACCUCCUACAGAGUGGAGGCAUGCUCAUUGUGGCCAAAGGUGGAGAAAAAGUACUGCUACACUUUGUCCAGGAUUCACCCGGAGACUAUGUACCAUUGGAGGACAUUUCCAAGGCUCUUGACAUCUCAGCCAAUGUACAAGCAGGGGAGAGACCACAGUGCAACGAUGAUGUUUGUACCAGAUGAAGCCUGAACACACCCUGGACUUGUGACAACUCAAGUGCACUUUGGGGAGGAGAGCUGAACCCCGACCACCAAUCAAGAGGGGCAAAUCUGGACUGUGAAGCAGGAUGAUUAUAACCUUUUGAAUCUGCGUCAAUGGUUCUUAUAAUAGAUACUCUAACUCGGUACAACCAAAUCAAUUUUGAUUCUCGAUAUAGUAGAUUACUAGAUGUUUUCCAGCUUGUAAAUCCUUAUUUAUAAAUGAUUGUGCAUAAUGUUAUUAAAUAGUAUAAAGUUGCUUGUUUACUAGUGAGAGGCCAGUCACUCCAGUUCCGUCACAGAGCAGCUCAUUUAAACACUCACUGUAUGUGUGCUGAGGCUGGUGCUGACUUACGCAUGCCUCGCUAGACAUUCCUAUAAAUUAUCCUGAUACUUUUUCCUUAAUCAGAUACCUCACAUAACAUUUAACAUUGUAGAUUUUAUUGUAUAGUAAUUGCUCAUUGGCUUGUGACGUUCUACAAUGUACUGUUUGAAAUACUUUUUGUAUGUAUGUGUUGUGCCCAAUUAAAAUUAAAACUAGCUGUUUAGUGGCUUAUGGGAUUGAA